Messenger RNA from Pteropus alecto (black flying fox), 3911 nucleotides. RefSeq names its product matrix metallopeptidase 25 (gene MMP25). The transcript has 10 exons. Gene Ontology annotation, molecular function: zinc ion binding; metalloendopeptidase activity. NCBI's taxonomy places the organism in Eukaryota, Metazoa, Chordata, Mammalia, Chiroptera, Pteropodidae. Gene Ontology annotation, cellular component: extracellular matrix. The coding region runs from base 350 to 2029 and encodes 559 amino acids. The record is from RefSeq and is a predicted model, not a curated record. Gene Ontology annotation, biological process: extracellular matrix organization; collagen catabolic process; proteolysis.
ACCCGGGUGCGCCCGCUCCGCCCGCCUGGAGGGAGGGGCUGCCUGCACAGUGCGGCGCCCGGACAGGACCGGUCCGGGAGUACGGAUCUCCGCCCCCUCCUGCACUCUCAAUCGUCCCGGUACCCCAGCGAUCCCCGCGCCCCUGGGCCCUCCGCUAGACGCCGCCGUAUACCUGCUCUGUGCCGCCCAGGGCCCCGGAUCCCGGUGCAGCCCCCAGUCCUCCUGGCUCCCUUCAUACUCUGCGCCGAAUCCCCCCCACCCCAGAGUCUCUGGGCUUCUCUCCUGGGCCCCCAGGGGGGCUCCGUCCCGGCCCUCUCGAGCCCUGCUGCUGCCCAGGCAGGAGCGCGCCAUGCUUCGGCUCUUGGCGCUGCUGCUCGCGCUGCUCCAGCCGCCGGCGCGCGCCCAGGAACCCGCGGCGCAGGACGUGAGCCUGGGCGUGGACUGGCUGACCCGCUAUGGCUACCUGCCACCACCCCACCCAGCCCAGGCCCAGCUGCAGAGCCCUGUAAAGCUGCGGGAUGCCAUCAAGGUCAUGCAGAGGUUUGCAGGGCUUCCUGAGACCGGUCUCCUGGACCCAGUGACAAUGGCCACCAUGCAUAAGCCUCGCUGCUCCCUGCCUGAUGUGCUAGGGGUGGCAGGGCUUGUUAGACGGCGCCGCAGGUAUGCUCUGAGCGGUAGUAUGUGGAAGAAGCGAACCUUGACAUGGAGGAUACUCUCCUUCCCCCAGAGCUCAGCACUGAGCCAGGACACUGUGCGGACCCUCAUGCACCAUGCCUUGACCACCUGGGGUAUUGAGUCAGGCCUGAAAUUCCAGGAGGUGGGUUCUCAGGGCCCGAUAGAGCCUGACAUCCUCAUCGACUUUGCCCGGGCCUACCACCAGGACAGUUACCCCUUCGACGGGCAGGGGGGCACCCUAGCCCAUGCCUUCUUCCCUGGGGAGCAUUCCAUUUCUGGGGACACUCACUUCGACGAUGAGGAGAUCUGGACUUUUGGGUCAAAAGAUGGUGAAGGGACUGACUUGUUUGCUGUGGCUGUUCAUGAGUUUGGCCAUGCCCUGGGCCUGGGCCACUCCUCAGCACCUGACUCCAUCAUGAGGCCUUUUUACCAGGGCCCAGUGGGCGACCCCACCAAGUACCGCUUAUCCCAGGAUGACCGUGAAGGCCUUCAGCAGCUCUACGGGAAAGCGCCCCGAACCCCAUAUGAUGAGCCCACAAGGAAACCCCUGGCUCCUCCUCCUGCACCUCCUGCCCUGCCCCCAGAUAGCCCCUCCUUCCCUGUCCCUGAUCGAUGUGAUGGCAAUUUUGAUGCCAUCGCCAACAUCCGUGGGGAAACCUUCUUCUUCAAAGGCCCCUGGUUCUGGCGCCUCCAGCCCUCGGGACAGCUGGUGUCUCCCCGGCCUGCUCGACUCCACCGCUUCUGGGAGGGGCUGCCCUCCCAGGUGAAGGUCAUCCAGGCCGCCUACUCCCGGUACCCCGAUGGCCGAAUCCUCCUCUUCAGCGGGCCCCAGUUCUGGGUGUUCCAGGAUCGGCAGCUGGAGGGCGCCGCGCGGCCGCUGGCCGAGCUGGGGCUGCCUCCGGGGGAAGAAGUGGACGCUGUGUUUUCGUGGCCACUGAACGGGAAGACCUACCUGGUCAGGGGCCAGCGCUAUUGGCGGUACGACGACGCGGCUGCACGCCCAGACCCCGGCUACCCGCGCGACCUGAGUCUCUGGGAGGGGGCGCCUCACUCCCCUGACGAUGUUACUGUCAGCAACACAGGUGACACCUACUUCUUCAAGGGCGCCCACUAUUGGCGCUUUCCCAAGGGCAGCGUCAAGGCCGAGCCGGACUCCCCACAACCCAUGGGCCCCGAGUGGCUGGACUGCCCAGCCCCCAGUGCUGGCCCUGGCAACCCCAAGCCCCCCAAAGCGACGGUCAAGCCCGGAACCUGCAACUGUCAGUGCGAAAUCAACCAGGCUGCAGGACGGCGGUCGGUGCCUCUCCUGCUGCCCCUUCUGCCCCUGCUGGUGGCGGGCGUUGCCUCCCGCUGAGAGGGUACAGGCCCUACUUGGAGGGGUCAGGGUCUCCCACCGCGGGCCUGUUGGGGGUUGUGAUCUCUGCAGAGCCCCAUCCUCUGUUCUCAGGAGCUGGCUCAGCGCGGGAUGAGGGUGGAGUUAAUUCCCGGGGACAGGUGGACAAAGGUUGGUCCUUGGAAUGAACACCGGAAGUGUUUGGCUUUGCCCACCGCCACUCCAUCUACAGAAACCGCUGCAGUGGUGUGUUGUCCCCGGGGGGACUUUCCUUUCCAGAAAUAGCUGGCUUUUCUCGGAAAGCAGCCUGCUGACUCCCUGUAGCCCUUGCCCCGCCCAGCAACGUCCGCUCAAUCUGGGUUUUUAGAAGACAAGCCUGAUUGAGAGAUUGAAAGCCAGCCCCAUCCCCACACCCUCACAUCCCCUCUGCUCUGAGUUUUCCACAAGUUUCUCAUCCUGUUCUGCUUCCACCACAUCCCAGUCAACUCCACAUGAAUGGGGACCUGGGACCCAGCCCUGAGACCACCCUUGAGCACCAGUGCUACACUUCCUGGGUGACAACAGUGGCCAGGAGGUUGACCCUCCACGAUGCGGCCUGUGGACCUCCUUGCUGGUCACCACCCUGGACCCAGAACUGCUCUCAUUCAAUAGGACACCCUCCUGCCCCUAAAAACCAAUCUCUUUCUACACACUGGAGUGUCUGCAAUUCCCUCAAGAACUCCUUGAGUCAGCUGGUGGAAAGACAGUGGACUGAGUACUCUCUUAAUCCUGGUCACCAUCUCCUCAGCACUCCUGGGUAAUAGGUGGGUGGAGCCUUAUUCACUGCUCACUCCCUCUCUCCCACCUUCCCCCCUACUCUCUCCACGGAAUUCAGGAUAUAAAACUGCCUCUGGAACUGUGCUUUUGGAAUGCUUCAUAUCAGAAUCAGCUAGAGAACUUAAAAAUGUAAAUCCCUUGCCCUCACUCUGAAUCGUCACUCACGGUGGGGCCAAGAGUCUUCAUUUAAAUGGGUAAGGGGGCUGGGCCAGCAGCUGUCAUCUCUGUCUCCUGGUUUUUCUAUGUCUCUGUCAUUUUCUCCCAGGAGCCAACCUCUUCAUGUUCUCUUUAAGAAAAGCUGAUGGCCUUGGUUGAUAGAGGUCAAUCCCAUGGGUGGAGUCAGUUAGCAGCCACUUCUUCAGUUGCCACCCAACCUCAUGGCCCCACAGUGCUGCCUGGAGUUGAGACUGUGGUCUACAGUCCCAGCGAGCUGGGACCAUGCCAGCCAUUGGCCAGAAUAAGCAGAACAUUAUGAUGGCAACAGCCAGGUAUAUUCAACUAGUCCAUGAUCUGAGAAUUCUAAGCCACCAGAAAACCAUCUGGUACACUGUUAGGAUCUUUUUGAAAUAUGAGGGGGGUGGGUGGGGGACUUGUAUUUUAAAAGCUUACCAGCCCCACCCACAAAAACAAUAAAAAUGACUGAGAAAGUCCUUCAUUUCUUCUGAGCACAGAUGGACCUUUGGUAGCAGGAACUUGACAGACUUGAAUCCAGAGUUGAUGGGUGGCAGGUGGGGAAUGGAAGGAGAAUGAGUGAGAGGAAGAAGCAGAGAGAGGAACCCAAAAGUUGGUUGAGGGAUGUCCAAUGUACAGUUUGAGGCUGCUUUCAGUGCUACAUGGAAACUUCUCCAGCCUUUAAGAAUUUAUUAAGUCUACUACACAAAAAUAUCAUGUUGAAUUGAUUAAAAUUAUUUUUAAGUGGUACAGUUCCAUAAUCAAAAUUUAAAACUUUUGUUCUUGAAAGGACACUAUCAAAAAGUAAAAACAACCCACAGAAUGGGAAAAAGUAUUUGCAAAUAAUAUACGUGAUAAGCAACUUGUAACCAGAAUGCAACUUAAUAAAAAGAUAAAUAACCCAAUUUUAAAAUGG